UUUAUCACAAGUUGUGGCAAUGCUUGUUUGGAAAAUAAAUGAAAGCCUUGAAGGAGUAGUAGUAGUUAAUGUACAAAGUUAAUAAGUAAUUUUAUCGUGUAAAGAGGAUGUCUGAAGGUGGUGGGAAAUCGCCUCUUCCUAUAGGUCCUCAGGAAGGAGUAUCAUAUCCAAUAACUGUACAGUAUUGUGGUAACUGUACAAUGCCAAUAGAGUAUUGUGAAUACUAUCCAGAGUAUGAGAAGUGCAAGCAUUGGCUAGAAAAGAAUUUACCUUCAGAGUUUGAGAAGGUGUUGAAACUAGGGGACAAAGAUGAUGGUGGCGGAGCUGGCGAGGAAGAGAAGAAACGCCAGAAACGUGGAGGCAAAGGCAUGAUGAAGGCGAAGAAGAAGGAAGACCUCCCCAAGCAGGUGUGCGUGUUCAGGGCACCGCGGGGCAAGAAGAAGUCUGUUACCGUGGUCACCGGCCUCAGCACGUUUGACAUAGACUUGAAGGUGGCGGCAAAGUUUUUCGGCACAAAGUUUGCUUGCGGCUCGUCGGUAACUGGGGACGACGAGAUUGUGAUCCAAGGAGAUGUGAAGGACGACCUGUUUGAUAUCAUACCAGAGAAGUGGCCCGAGAUUGAUGAAGACCUCAUUGAAGAUCUUGGUGACCAAAAAAGAUAGCCUGCUAUCGUCAUUUUAUUAGAUUGUCCACUUUCACGUGCUUGGUAUUGUCUGUACAUUAAAACUGUUACCUCCAAGUUCAGAA
Messenger RNA from Bacillus rossius redtenbacheri, 747 nucleotides. It is a transcript of the gene DENR, whose product is annotated as density-regulated protein homolog. The record is from RefSeq and is a predicted model, not a curated record. The coding region runs from base 108 to 662 and encodes 184 amino acids. The transcript has 6 exons. Gene Ontology annotation, molecular function: mRNA binding; translation initiation factor activity. Lineage: Eukaryota; Metazoa; Arthropoda; Insecta; Phasmatodea; Bacillidae. Gene Ontology annotation, biological process: translation reinitiation; formation of translation preinitiation complex.